Molecule: messenger RNA, 1069 nt
Organism: Lingula anatina
Lineage: Eukaryota; Metazoa; Brachiopoda; Lingulata; Lingulida; Lingulidae
Product: sulfotransferase 1B1
Molecular function (GO): sulfotransferase activity
Source: RefSeq, a predicted model, not a curated record
AUACCGCACUAGUAUUUUACCAGUGCUUGUAUGGGGAAAUUACUUUUCUGUGUCUAGAACAGUGCGGUAUUCUUGAGUCGUAUUACGUGGUUGAUUAGCUUCACUUAUCAUGACCUAUCGCUCGAAGUGACAGCCGAACGCACGUAGGCCUACAAGCCGAGUAGACAGAAUGAUCAGGGAUCCUAGAGAAAGGAUGACUACGGUUAAAAUGCCGGAUGCCAAUGGUCAUACUAUGACCAUGGUUAAGUGGCAGGGGGAGUAUUUCCCACCCUUUCCAGGUACUGGGCCUCGUAUGGACAAGAUGAAAGAUUUACCAAUGAGGGAUAACGACGUCUUGAUUUCCUCAUACCCCAAGUCAGGAACACAUUGGGCAUGUGAAAUUGCAAGGAUGCUUGUUAGCAACAAGGCAGAGAACCACCAUGUUGAAGGUUUGGGAAAGGCCCCUGAAUACAUUGAUAUGUCAGAUCAAGAAUUAGUGAACAGCAUGAAAUCGCCCAGAGUCCUGUUUACACAUCUUCCAACAAAACACCUACCAAAGGGUGUGUGGGAAAAGAAAAUUAAGAUCAUCCAUUUGAUCAGGAACCCAAAAGAUGUUGCAGUUUCCUUUUUUAACUUUGCCCAGGCAUUCUCUGUGUUUGAAUAUGAGGGUAACUGGGAUGGCUUUGUGACACUGCAGAAUAGUGGACAUGUCCCAUCGGGAUCUUGGUUCAGAUACAUGUUGGACUGGUGGAACAGCCAGAAAGGAAACCCAAAUGUUUUAUUCAUAACAUACGAAGAACUCAGUGCAAAUGACCAAAAGGUUGUGAAGAAAAUGGCAGAGUUCUUGAACUGCACCAACACUGAUGAAUUUUAUGAGGAGGUGGGAAGAAAAUGCAGUUUCCACUCGAUGAAAAAAUCAAGAGAGGAUGCCAUGAAAAUCUUUUUUAGAAAAGGUCAAGUGGGUGACUGGAAAAACUGGUUUACUGUGGCGCAAAAUGAAGAGUUUGAUAAGCUAUUUCAGGAACAAAUGAAAGAAGCACCAGACUUAAUACCAAGGAUAAUUUUUGAUCUUCAACCACAAGGCCAUUGA